AUGAAAACCAGGCGAAAACUGGCGGUGUGUUUUGCAGGCAGUGGGACGCGUGUGCUGCAAGGGAAGGGAAAGCGCCGGGCUCUCUUGGGCUGCGGGGCUUCUCCCCAGCGGAGGGAAGGGCGUUUGACUCGACACGCCGCCAACCAGGCUCCUGCCCGGGACAGACCGGGCCACUGGCAGCAGCUGUGGUGGCUGCAAGACGUGGCACGAGGAAGAGGCGUGCUACGGGUUGCUGCCGGCCGGGCGCUUCCCGUUAGCCAGCAACCAGUGGAGGCAACAGAUGAUGCCUUCUGGGACCAGUUCUGGGCAGACACUGCAACUUCAGUGCAGGAUGUUUUUGCCCUGGUACCAGCUGCAGAAAUCCGAGCAGUGAGGGAAGAAUCUCCUUCAAACUUGGCCACUCUGUGUUAUAAGGCUGUAGAGAAGCUGGUUCAGGGAGCAGAGAGUGGCUGCCACUCGGAGAAGGAGAAGCAAACCGUUCUGAACUGCAGCCGGCUCCUCACCCGCAUCCUGCCCUACAUAUUUGAGGACCCUGACUGGAGAGGCUUUUUCUGGUCGACUGUCCCUGGGGCUGGACGUGGAGCGGGUGAUGAAGAGGAUGAAAAUGCCCGGCCCUUGGCUGAGUCGUUGCUCCUGGCAAUUGCAGAUCUGCUCUUCUGUCCAGAUUUCACUGUCCAGAGCCACCGGAAGAGCACAGUGGACUCGGCAGAGGACAUCCACUCUAUUGACAGCUGUGAAUACAUUUGGGAGGCUGGGGUUGGCUUUGCUCACUCCCCCCAGCCCAACUACAACCAUGAUUUAAACCGGACAGAGCUGCUGAAACUCCUGCUGACAUGUUUCUCGGAGGCCAUGUAUCUCCCCCCCUCCUCGGACAGCAGCAAUGCCAACCCCUGGGUGCAGUUCUUUUGCUCCACAGAGAACAGGCAUGCCCUGCCGCUCUUCACCUCGCUCCUGAAUAUCGUCUGUGCCUAUGACCCAGUGGGCUACGGGAUCCCCUACAACCACCUGCUCUUCUCCGACUACCGGGAACCACUCGUGGAGGAGGCAGCCCAGGUGCUAAUAGUCACUUUGGACUAUGACACCUCCACCAGCUCAAGCCCUACAGUGGAUGGCACCACUACCAGCACUGCCAUGGAUGAUGUGGAUCCUCCAGGGCCAGAAAACCUGUUUGUGAAUUAUUUGUCUAGGAUACACCGAGAGGAGGACUUCCAGUUCAUCCUCAAAGGAGUGGCACGUCUGCUUUCGAACCCACUGGUCCAGACCUACCUGCCAAACUCAGCCAAGAAGAUCCAGUUCCAUCAGGAGCUCCUUGUUCUCUUCUGGAAACUCUGCGACUUCAAUAAGAAAUUCCUCUUCUUUGUGCUGAAGAGCAGCGAUGUCCUUGACAUCCUGGUUCCGAUCCUCUACUUUCUCAACGAUGCCAGAGCAGACCAGUCUCGAGUGGGACUGAUGCACAUCGGCGUCUUCAUCCUACUGCUGCUCAGCGGGGAGCGAAACUUCGGUGUCCGCCUGAACAAGCCUUACUCUGUGCGUGUGCCCAUGGACAUCCCUGUCUUCACAGGGACGCACGCAGACCUUCUCAUCAUAGUCUUUCACAAGAUCAUAACCAGUGGGCACCAGCGGCUGCAGCCCCUCUUUGACUGCCUGCUCCCCAGCAUCGUGAAUGUGUCUCCCUACUUGAAGUCUCUUUCCAUGGUUGCUGCCAACAAGCUGCUGCACCUCCUGGAGGCCUUUUCCACCACCUGGUUCCUCUUCUCCACAGUCCAGAACCAUCAUCUCGUGUUCUUCCUGCUGGAAGUUUUCAAUAACAUCAUCCAGUACCAGUUUGAUGGGAAUUCCAACCUGGUCUAUGCCAUUAUCCGUAAGCGGAACGUGUUCCAUCAGCUGGCCAACUUGCCCACGGAUGCUCAGACUAUCCAGAAAGCUCUGCAGCGCAAGAAGAAGACUCCAGAGCCCAUUUCUCGCACCAACUCCCAGGAUGGGCUCUCCAUGGAAGGGUCCCGCCCUGCUGCUCCCGCUGAGCCAGGGACACUGAAGACCAGUUUGGUGGCAACUCCAGGCAUUGACAAGCUUACAGAGAAAUCACAGGUGUCGGAAGAUGGGACCAUGCGCUCCCUAGAGCCAGAGUCUUCCCAGUCUCCUUCAGAGGGUAGCCCGGCUGCUGUCGUUAGUGAUACAGAGUCCUGGAGCGGGGAGGUAUCGCAGCCCAAACGGGACCGAAGGCGUCUGUCCAGUGCAUCCUUGAGUGGGCAGUGGACGCCGACUCCUGACUGGGUGCUGUCUUGGAAAUCAAAGCUGCCUCUGCAGACAAUCAUGCGGCUCUUACAGGUGCUGGUCCCCCAGGUGGAGAAGAUCUGCAUUGAUAAGGGCCUCACAGAUGAAUCUGAAAUCCUCAAGUUCUUGCAGCAUGGCACUCUAGUGGGAUUGUUACCUGUCCCUCACCCCAUCCUGAUCCGCAAGUACCAGGCUAACUCGGGCACUGCCAUGUGGUUCCGAACCUACAUGUGGGGAGUUAUUUAUUUAAGGAAUGUGGAUCCUCCCAUCUGGUAUGACACAGAUGUGAAGCUGUUUGAAAUUCAGCGAGUCUGAGAUGGAGAAGGCACUUACUUCUGCUUCGAGAGAAACACUGGAAAGAAGGACCUUGCUGUGUGCUGCUUCAUCACAGCUAUUCCUGCAUUUCAUAGCCAGCUGAGAGACCAAAUGGACAGUCGCUUCCAUUUACCUACCUGUCAUUUUAAGCUUUAAUCAGGUUCAGCUCAGAGAUACCAACCCGCCAGCCCACCUCCCUUCCUACCCCUCCCCCGGAAUCCGGAGUGAGAGAUGCCAAAGGAGUGCCCAUUGUGGUUGUUGCACUAGAAGCCAGAACGUUCCUAGCUCUUCUGUCAUUCUCUCACUCCUGGAUUCUGUCUGGACACAAAUCUGAAUCUGACCAGCUGGGGGCUCUGAUCUCCACUCCCUCACCCCCGUCAGAUUCACCAUUUAAGAGACUCGGAUGGUAAAGAGUUGAACUGGGUCUGUGAGGGAAGCUGCUGCUGCUGCAGGAUGUAGGUUUUUAAAAUUAUUUUAAAAAUAUAGAAAUUGUUGUUGUUCUUUUCCAAAGAAUUUAUUCCAAGGCUCCAUAAGGUUGCAGGUCACCUUGCUGCUGCCUCUCCUCACUGUACAUGGCAGAGCGGGAGGAUCUUUAUUGAACAGCUAUCUGAAAAGAGCAUGCUAAAGGGAAUCCUGUUUGUUAAUCCACUUCAUGUCUCUGUUUUGAGUCUCUCUUCCCUUCCCCUUCUAUGGUUGCAGUAGCCAGGGCUUCCAGACAGUGUCCAAAGCUCUGCCCUUACCCCUUCUUCGCCACUUUGUCACUCCUUGCUGUAGACUUUUGCAGACCAAGAAUAACGUUGUGCCCUUAGAAAUGGGGUCUUUAAAUGACCAGGGUAUUUGUAUCUAAAGCCACUUUGAAUGGACUACUCAGCGGAAGGGGAUCAGUGCAAAGGCUGGGAGGAAAGAGCUUGAGGUAUCAUCAAGCUCUUCCUUGCAAGGAGAAGGGAACAGUUUGUGUUUCUCUCAGUCAGCCUUCUCCAGCUGACUAAAAGGAGCAUUGUCUGGCUUGGGAAGAAGCUAUAUCCCAUCCCCCCUUUUUAUGGAGCACAUUGUCAUGUCCUGUGGUGCAAUGGUGAAAGGAAUUGAUUGUGUGCUGCUUUUUCAGGACAAGGAGUUAAAGGAAGGUCUUAGAGAAGUCUUAUGAAGCAUGUUGAAGGUAGCAGGAGAAAAGCAGCUAGGGACCAGUGGUCGGAGUGGCUGCUGUGGUAAAGUUGGAUCCUUCAAGUAGAUCUUGGUGGCUUCUGGGUUGACAAAGCAAGACUAUUGGAUCCCAGGCAUGGCACAGCUAGGAACCUGUAGUUUGUAGGGAGGCCGCGAGAUCACCUGCCUCAGUCAUAAGAGAUUGUGAUGCUGAGCCUGAUGCCGCAGUGGAGGGUUGCAGUUCUGGAGAGGAGGGUGGGAGCCACAGGUGUUUCUGUUCCACUGGGAGGGUAUUCCUGUUGUAGGCCAGCUGUCUUGGACCACACAAUGAGAGGGAUCCUCUCACGGACCAAGUCCUAAUUCUCCUGCUGCUUAGUCAUUAGUGUUUUCUUUCUGCCGAUGGCCCAGGACAGCCACUAAUGAGCCUUAGCUUAGCACCACUGCUCUAGAUAGCUCCAUGUAAACUAGUCUCCCUACCUGUAUGCAGGGGAAAGAUGUGUAAUGGGACAGCCACUUCGUAAUUCUUCCUCUUGCAGGGAGGUCCAUGCUGUGGUAUGGGCAGCCACCAUGUAGGAGUCUCUUUCUGGUUUAGUAUGAGUAGCUCACUGAUCUAGUUUCUAAGCAGUCUCACCUUCUGUGGGGCUGGAACUGGACUAAAGCCCCCAGCCCAAUUCAGUAUGAUGAAUAGCCUGGUGUAUCCUCGAAGGACAAGGAGUAGAUGAAGGGAGCCUUUUUUCUCUCCACCCCCAAUGCAUCUUGUCACCCCCCUCUCUGCCAUCUGUAUAAAGAUAGUUCAGAUUGAAGUCUAUAUUUUGCUUGGACUAUCUCUCGACUGAAGAAUGUGAUUGGUGAAGCCCUGAGGGUGGGCCAACCUUUGAUUGUUUCGCACUUGCACCUCACAGCUGGAGAAGGGGCUUCUAGUGUCCCAGAUGCUUGCUUCUCCCCUCCCCACCAUGCACACUGGUUUUGUGGUAUCUUCCAUCCUUUCAUUUUGCUUUGUGUAUCUUAUGUUCCUUUGUGAGUUCCUCUGCAUUUUUAUGUUCCUUGGUGUUUCAAGUCCAGUCUGUGUCCCCCGAAAAUCAAAUUGCACUGUAAACUAUUUGCUUACCUACAGAGAGAUAAAAAUUAUCUUAAACAUGG
Messenger RNA from Pelodiscus sinensis (Chinese soft-shelled turtle), 4869 nucleotides. Lineage: Eukaryota; Metazoa; Chordata; Testudines; Trionychidae. The record is from RefSeq and is a predicted model, not a curated record.